Blastomyces gilchristii SLH14081 is the source of this 1447-nucleotide messenger RNA. RefSeq names its product PX domain-containing protein. The transcript has 5 exons. Gene Ontology annotation, molecular function: phosphatidylinositol-3-phosphate binding. The coding region runs from base 300 to 1064 and encodes 254 amino acids. Lineage: Eukaryota; Fungi; Ascomycota; Eurotiomycetes; Onygenales; Ajellomycetaceae. The record is from RefSeq and is a predicted model, not a curated record. Gene Ontology annotation, cellular component: endosome.
CACAUCACUCAUGCAUGCUGGCGAUCAUUCCCAGAUGCCCAAUUCGUCCAGCACCAGCUAACGAUGACAAUAGAACCGAGUUGAAGAUUAUCUCUGGGUCACCAGAACUUUCACACGCACACAAUACACACACACACACACACACCAGUUUCUCCUUCUACUCUCUUUCAAGUAGCACUAGCUUCCACGCACCAUUUUGCGGCCUUCAAUUUUCUACAACAAGCCUUAAAAACAAGCCAAGACGAUUCCCACGUCAUACUUCUUGCUCGCUUGUUCACAACGGGCCAUCUAGCUGAUGGAUGGAGCCGCGGAAUGAGGAGGCGCGGCCACCUCGCAUGCAGCAACCGCAAUCACAAUAUUCGGCCCCAACCUCACACUUCAAUAACACCACUAUAUCUUCUCGCAAUUUCCCUUUGAACCACACCUCCACCCCCUCCACCACCAUCACGACCCCCGAAAGUACCGAUAACAACACCACAGCGGCGGCCGCAGUGGAACAAUCACCGACCUCUGAUGAAGAACCGUCCCCAUGGACCGUCCCACAAACGUCAACAGCGGCAUCAGGAGUAGUCCCCCCUUACUGGCGGCACUAUAGGAACGUCUCCCUGGCAUCACAAACAUCGCUAGACGCCGCCUCCGCGCCGCGGAGGUCGCUUAUACGCCUAGAAGACCACACGGAGGACCCGGCAUGCGAGACGAGUCAGGGCCUCUGGGCGCGUAGCGUGACCAUUGAUGAUUAUAUUGUUGUGAAGGGGGACAAGUCCGGGAUUGGCGCGUAUGUAGUGUGGAUUUGUAAGAUUCAGACGUUGGAGGGAGGUCCCAUGGUGGUUCGGAUGAGAUACUCUGAAUUUGACGACCUGCGUUCCAAACUCGCCGCUGCAUUCCCCCAUGCCAAAUCCGCGCUUCCGCAGCUCCCACCCAAGAGCGCCAUUUUUAAAUUUAGCCCUAAGUUUCUCGAAACGAGACGGGUUGGACUGGCAUACUUUUUGAACUGCGUGCUUCUCAAUCCUGAGUUUUCCGGAUCGCCUAUACUGAAGGAAGUUUUGUUUAGCCAUGUCGGAUAAUCGCUUCGGGCUCUCUCUCUCUCUUUUUUUUCUUGUUUUUCAUUCUUUUUCUUAUACCACUAUUUCCUUUAAUUUGUAUAUACCCUCUCUAGUUCGUUUCCCCUUUAUGAUAGCGAAAUCUGCGUUCCGCAAGAGUCAAAAGAGCGCGUCGUUUCUUUCUUCUUUCUUUCUUUUUUUCUUUUCUUUUCUUUUUUUUUCAGAUUGCUAUAAUUGUUAUUUAAUACUAUUAGGGCUAUAGAUUUCAAUCUGUGGUUAUUAGCUACUAUGAGAGUAUUUUCAUUGAGCAAGAGGUCUCUCUGACUUCCCGCUCUUGGCAAAAUCCAGACCAAUUUUAACUGGCUUAACUACUUAAUCCGCCGACAGUAGUUAGUGUUGGCCGCUGC